AUGUCAACCUUUGUUCAUAUGGAGGCUUCGCUCAUCGUGUUGAAAGUCGAUUUGCCCAAGUGGACUUCCAUGCCUAAGUUCCGGUCAAUGGGGUGGCAGAGCAGAAUGUCAACUUCUGGAGUUUGGACAUCAAUGUCAUCAUUAAUUUCAUACAAAGGAGGCAGGGAAGAACAUGACUCAAUCUCCAAAGUUGCUGUUCUUUCUUUCUUCCUCCCCAACUGUUCUCAGUCCUCCUCACAGAGUGAGAUAUACAGCACACACUUAGAAAUGUUAGCUUUUGUGCAGAUCAAUGCGCUGCUGUGGACUGAUCUACUAGCUGCAUAUGCAAUGUGGAUGACCAUGGCAUACUUAACUGAUGCAUGGAAGCUCAACCUCAAGCACGCCGCUGCAAUUGUCAAUUUGUUCUGGGGCAUGGUGGCCAUAAUGCCAGUGGGCUUGCAAUUUGUUGUGGAUACUUUCAUGGGUUACUAUUGGAUGGUCUUGCUCUCCAGUUUUUCCUACAUCGCUGGCUUAGGUUUUCUGUCAAUGUCAACACCACCAGACCUUGCUGCUGCAACAGCCACUUGCAGCGCAUAUGAUCCCGAGUGCAUCGGCCAAGGGCAAAAAAUCCUCUUUUUCACAGCUUUUGCUCUAAUAGCUGUGGGAUUUUCUGGUCACUUAGUCUCUGUACCACAAUUCAUGGCUGACCAGGACUCACACUCAAACCGUAGAGACAGCAGCCUCCGUCACUUGGUCAUAAGCUUUAUGGUGAUCCACGUCCCUAUAGUGGGAGCUUUUGCUAUUUAUUAUAUAAAGCCUUGGUCAAUGAGGUAUGGCAUCCCUGCCAUAUGUACCUUGGUAGCAACACUUAUUUUCUUGACUGGUUCGUGCUCAUAUCGCACUUAUAGACCAUACGGCAGCCCUCUCACUGUUCUGUUUAGGGUCUUUGUGGCCUCUGCCUCCAAAAUUUUCCAGAAACACCCCAGAGACUCCUCUCAUCUCUACGAGAGACGUGAUGAUUAUUACUUGAUACCUCACACUCGUCGCCUCAGGUGCCUAGACAAGGCUGCAAUCAUAUUAGCCACCCAACCUCUACAGCAACAAGAAAAUAAUAGUUGGAGACUUUGCCGAGUCACAGAAGUGGAAGAAACCAAAAGCGUCCUAUGCAUGAUUCCCAUAUGCAUGACACUUAUCCUAAUUGGUGUUGUAUCUUCAAUUGGAACUAGUUUCUGCAUUGAACAAGCAACCCACAUGAAUCACGAAGUUGGGCGCAUAACAGUUCCUCUUCCAAUCUUAGUAUGGUUCUAUACUCUUGCCAAACAACUAUUUGGAAAACUUAACUUCCAAAUUGCAGAACUAACAAGGUAUGGUCCCCGAAUUGGAAUUGCCGUGUCAAUGAUUUUUGGAAUUCUAUGCUCAAUCACAGCUGCAAAAGUGGAGACACGAAGGCUGGGCGUGGUUAAGAGCCACGGUCUAAUCAACAAGCCUGAGGAAACUGUUCCCAUGAGCAUGUUUUGGUUGCUUCCACAGUUUCUUCUCCUCGGAGGCCUUGAAGGGAUUGCAGAAAGUAGCAUUGAUUCGUUCUUAGUUAAGCAAGUCCCUCCAUCCAUUGAUCCGUGCAUGGUUCGGUUUUGUGUUGCUUUUUUGGGAGUGGGGAGUAUAGGCGGUGUCUUGUCUGUUUAUGUAGUGGGUGAGAUAAGUGGACAGGGAGGGAAACCCAGUUGGUUCCAAGACACCCUAAACAAGAGUCGCUUGGAUAAUUAUUACUGGACCUUGGCUGCAUUGUCCGCAGCUAAUCUUGUUCUCUAUGUUUUGGUGAGCUUUUGGUAUGCUUACAAGGAUUCCAGGUUGGAGGAUUAUGAAACUGCUGAGCUAUUUGAUGAGGAUCAUGUGCAACUCAUUUGA
This is a messenger RNA of Prunus armeniaca (apricot), 1884 nucleotides long. The record is from the annotation of a GenBank genome assembly. Lineage: Eukaryota; Viridiplantae; Streptophyta; Magnoliopsida; Rosales; Rosaceae.